AUGUUAAUUAUCUGGCAACAAGCUUACUUUUCAAAAAGCACGUUUAAAAAAACUAAACGGUAAAUACUAAUAAAAAGUAUAAACAGAAGAAGUAUUUCUGAAGCAUUAAGAAUUCGAGAUUAAAUGGAUUUUUCAAAAAAUAAGUACGAAGAUAUUCGAAUUUCCGUGCCUUGGGGACAUAUUUCUGGUCGUUGGUAUGGCAACAGAAAUCGACGUCCAAUAUUAGCACUGCAUGGUUGGAUGGAUAACUUAGGUACUUGGGAUUUAUUAAUACCACAUUUACCGAAACACAUUGGUAUUCUUGCCAUUGACUUUCCUGGACAUGGACAAUCAUCGCACUAUCCUCAGGGAAUGCAAUAUCAUGUGAUAGAAUAUGUUACUGUUGUUAUGCAUAUUAUAAAAAAAUAUAAUUGGAAAAAAGUUUCAUUAAUGGGACAUUCAAUGGGCUGUGUUGUAAUAUACAUAUAUACGGCAUUAUAUCCAUCAACUGUGGAUUUAAUAGUUAACUUUGACGUAGUGAAACAGGCUUUUCGGAAAGCUGAUAGUGAAAUUAAACGUCUUCAAGGUAGUUUAAUACAGCGGUCAAAUGAUAUAACUGAAUUGGAAAAUAAAAGCGAACCAAAAUCUUAUGAGUAUAAAACUUUAGAAUACAUAAUUCAUAAAGGAUCUGGUUAUUCCGUGGAUGUUAAUAAUUCCAAAUAUCUUCUAUGUCGAAGCAUUGAAAAGUGUACACAGGCAUAUCGAGAGUUUAAUGUUAUCAAAAAACUGGGCAUUCCUUUAAAGUUGAGGGACUUGUUUUUGGAGCAAAUCACUGUAUGCAGUCUUUUUGGCUAUGAGGAGUUUUUAAAUUGGCGCAAUGUUGGGCUUUUGAUGUCCUGGAAAACGGACAACAAUGGCUGCGGUUGUCUAACAGAGCCGGAAAGUCUAACAGGCAGCUGUGACUGCAAUGACCACUUGAUUAAUUUAGCACUUGUUUACUACAUCAAUGCUUUAUUGCUUUUGUAAAAUCACAAAAAUAUACAAACAAUAAUAAUAUUCAUAACUAACUAAACAUAUGGAUGAAUAAAGUUUUCA
Teleopsis dalmanni is the source of this 1074-nucleotide messenger RNA. RefSeq names its product probable serine hydrolase. The coding region runs from base 124 to 1005 and encodes 293 amino acids. NCBI's taxonomy places the organism in Eukaryota, Metazoa, Arthropoda, Insecta, Diptera, Diopsidae. The transcript has 4 exons. The record is from RefSeq and is a predicted model, not a curated record.